Molecule: messenger RNA, 954 nt
Organism: Eruca vesicaria subsp. sativa (arugula)
Lineage: Eukaryota; Viridiplantae; Streptophyta; Magnoliopsida; Brassicales; Brassicaceae
Source: the annotation of a GenBank genome assembly
AUGUCGUAUCCAGAGUUACACUUCGAACAGUUUCUUGGAGAAGGUUCUUACGGUUCGGUGAGUCUCUACACGUACAAAGCAACACGUAACGGCAAGACCCUUUACGCCGCUGCAAAAACCUCAGACGAGAAACACGCAGAUUCUCUCUACAGAGAGUUUCAAAUCCUGUCAGAACUCAAAGGGUGUCCAAGAAUCGUCCAGUGCUACGGGACCAAAGUGCAAGAGAGACUCAACGAAAAACGUUGCUUGGAGUACAAGUUUCACAUGGAGUACGCACCUGGAGGAAGCUUGAGGAGUUUCGUUAACCAUUUCAAAGACAAUAAACUGCCUGAUGCUUUGAUCAGAGACUUUACACGUAUGCUUCUAGAAGGGUUAGCCAUCAUCCACGGACAUGGGUAUGUUCACUGCGAUCUCAAACCAGCAAACAUCCUUGUCUUCCCGAGUUGUGUCUACAAGAACGGUGCGUGGAGAUCUUCUCACGAGUUGAAGAUUUCGGAUUUUGGGUUGUCGAGAAGAGAUGGAGACACUAGCUGGUGGCAACCUCAUCGUCUCUAUGCGGGAACACCGAUCUACAUGUCUCCGGAAUCGAUAUCUCACGGAGAGACAGGGAAGGGACUUGACUUGUGGUCUUUGGGAUGUGUUGUACUAGAGAUGUACACGGGGAAAAGACCAUGGUGGCAUAAAGAAUACAAACUGGAGGAUCUCAAGAACUGCCAUGCGCCGUUGAUUCCGCGAGAGAUACCUUUUGAAGCAAAGCUCUUUCUGAUGACAUGUUUCUCACCGGAGGUGGAUGAUAGAAAAGACGCAUCUACUUUGCUGAAUCAUAUCUUCUUGCGUGGAGAUGUUAGUAAGAUCACAGAGUCUCCUAUGACUGGUGAUAACUCGAGGAAAAUCUCUUUGGAGUUGGAGAAACUUAGAGAGAGGCUUUCGGGAAUGAGGUCUAUUUGUGUAUAG